GGGGUGGGUUGUUGCUGCAGUCUUUGAUCUCAUCGCGUACAGUUGUGCUUUAUUUAGUAGUCGUACCACGUUCUCUCUCUUAUUAACCACUUUCUCUCCUGAUCCAAUUUUGUACACUCUUUCUCUCUGUGGUUGUUUUGGGACCGUUACAGUUUGUGGAGGAUUGGCCAGCAGUCGUUCUCCCUGCCUUUCUCUAAUUGUGGGACAAAAUGGCAAGCACCUUCACUCGGGUUUUGUCACGGAAGAAGACCGUGGGUAUCCUGUCGCUGGUUGGAGCUGGGUCCUUAAUGACGGGCUACCUGAUCAACAAGGACAAGGUCCAUGCUUCAGCGCAAUCCAGUAGGAGACGGUACCCGGCAAGUGCUGAGUACCCUGACUUGAGGAAGCACAACAACUGUAUGGCCAGUCACUUGACCCCAGCUAUCUAUGCAGAGCUCAUUGACAAAGCCACCCCCAAUGGCUUCACCCUGGACCAAUGCAUCCAGACCGGGGUGGACAAUCCUGGCCACCCAUUCAUUAAGACCGUUGGCAUGGUAGCUGGGGACGAGGAGUCCUACCAGGUAUUUGCUGAAUUAUUUAACCCCGUCAUUAAGGAGAGGCACAACGGUUAUGACCCCCAGAUUAUGAGACACCCCACUGACCUAGACGCCAGUAAGAUCCGGUCAGGGGUUUUCGACGAGCGCUAUGUGCUAUCUUCACGGGUGAGGACGGGCCGCAGUAUUCGGGGGCUCGCCCUGCCCCCUGCCUGCACCCGUGCGGAGCGCCGGGAGGUGGAGCGAGUGGUGGCGGACGCACUGAGCGGGCUGAAGGAAGACCUGCUGGGGCGCUACUACAGCCUGACUGAGAUGACAGAGAAGGAACAGCAGCAGCUCAUCGACGAUCACUUCCUGUUUGAUAAGCCUGUCUCUCCACUGCUGACCUGCUCAGGGAUGGCUCGUGACUGGCCCGAUGCCAGGGGAAUCUGGCACAACAAUGAGAAGACCUUCUUGGUCUGGGUGAACGAGGAGGACCAUACCCGCGUCAUCUCCAUGGAGAAGGGGGGCAACAUGAAGAGGGUGUUUGAGCGCUUCUGCAAGGGGCUCAAGGAGGUGGAGAGGCUGAUCAAGGAGAAAGGCUGGGAGUUUAUGUGGAAUGAGAGGCUGGGCUAUGUCCUGACCUGCCCCUCCAAUCUGGGGACAGGCCUGAGGGCUGGCGUGCACAUCAGCCUCCCUCGGCUCAGCAAGGAUCCAUGCUUCCCCAAGAUCCUUGACAACCUGCGUCUGCAGAAGCGAGGCACAGGUGGCGUGGACACCGCGGCUGUCGGCAGCACCUUCGACAUCUCGAACCUUGACCGCCUCGGCAAGUCUGAAGUGGAGCUGGUCCAAACCGUUAUUGAUGGAGUGAAUUACCUGGUUGAGUGUGAGAAGAGACUGGAAAAGGGGCAAGACAUCAAGAUCCCUCCACCCCUCAGCCAGAUCAAGUAGAAAGUCCCGGGGGCACGCUUGGCAGAUGCUGUAACAGCUUUUAACAUUGCUGUCCUGGCACUGUGUCUCAGAUGCAGGACGCCAUGCAGAAACAAAGCACUGUGUACCCUGAAAAACAUUGCAAGGAAAUGCCUAAUAAAACCUAGAGCUGCUCUAACACAA
Messenger RNA from Acipenser ruthenus (sterlet), 1625 nucleotides. Its product is annotated as creatine kinase U-type, mitochondrial-like. The record is from RefSeq and is a predicted model, not a curated record. The coding region runs from base 210 to 1463 and encodes 417 amino acids. NCBI's taxonomy places the organism in Eukaryota, Metazoa, Chordata, Actinopteri, Acipenseriformes, Acipenseridae. The transcript is spliced from 9 exons. Gene Ontology annotation, biological process: phosphocreatine biosynthetic process. Gene Ontology annotation, cellular component: mitochondrion. Gene Ontology annotation, molecular function: creatine kinase activity.